Messenger RNA from Anoplopoma fimbria (sablefish), 1821 nucleotides. RefSeq names its product KxDL motif containing 1 (gene kxd1). The record is from RefSeq and is a predicted model, not a curated record. The coding region runs from base 125 to 679 and encodes 184 amino acids. Gene Ontology annotation, cellular component: BORC complex. Gene Ontology annotation, biological process: lysosome localization. The transcript is spliced from 5 exons. NCBI's taxonomy places the organism in Eukaryota, Metazoa, Chordata, Actinopteri, Perciformes, Anoplopomatidae.
CGGAAGUGCUUUGUUUUUGUUACACAGCCGGCUGUCAGAUGCCUCUUUAGGCUGCAAAUGUCCUUUUAGACACCCAGAGGUCGACGCAUACAACUCCUGUGGGAGCGGAGCAUCGAUCUUCAUCAUGGUGGAGCCCACAGCAUCCGGCGUGUUCUGUAACAGGAUGCUGAGCAUGGUCAACUCCGAGGAUGUUAACGCCAUCAUCCAGGCUCAGAGACACAUGCUUGAUCGAUUUGAGAAAACAAAUGAGAUGUUGAUCAACUUCAACGGGCUGUCCAACGUGCGACUGCAACAGAUGAACGAGCGCUUCCUACUCCACACUCGCACCCUCGUGGAGAUGAAGAAAGAUCUGGACAGCGUCUUCAGGAGGAUCAGGACACUAAAAGGGAAGAUUGCUAAGCAGUACCCAGAAGCUUUCAGCACUAUCCAUGAGUCACCGAUCCCCGAAGACGACGAUGAUGAGUUUGACCCAGUCCCCCCCAGUGCUGCCACAACAAUUACAACAGCCACCUCGGAGCAGAGCAUAGAGUCCUGUGACACAAGUCCAGAUGUUAUCUCACCCACUGUGAGCAGAUGCUCUGAAGAUCUCUCUCAAGAGCCGCCUGACACGCCCACCUCCGAUGUCCUAGAGACAGCCGUCCUAUUGGACGAGGGUCCGGACUCUGUACCUGCAGAAUAGAGCGAGCAGCAUGUGAAUGAUUUCAGCCUCAUGAGCUUCAACCUUAAAACUUUUAGCAGGAGGUUAUGUUUGAUAUUUGAGUUUGUGUUGGCCUCUACAAUAUCUACUGACUUUUCCAGUCAUCAAUCUAUCUGCUGAGAAGAGCGUCACAACCUUGAUGUUAGAUGUGGCUAUGAACUGUCUAUAAGGAUGCAGGAUUUUUGUUGGCAUGCUUAUUUGUCCUAUGCUUGCACAGCACUAAAAUAAUGCACAUAAUACUUGAAGUUGUAUAGUAUUUCACUAGAUGUAUAUCUUAAGUACUGACAGUAAUCCUGAGCAAAAGCCCUCACUUAUUGAAUGAUUAUAAGCAUAUAUUUUUGUUUUGUUUGAAAGAGGCACACCUGACUGAAGGAAGAAAUCUCUCAUGAUGUCUCUUAUUAUGUAUGUUAUAUGAAAGACAAAAGUUAAUGUUGUUCGUAACAUGAAAAAUAGUAGUUAGGGUUUGAGAGUAGUUACUACUGUUAUUGUCAUACUAUUACAAUAGUAUAGUACUGUUGCAUUGUUAUUUUAUGGGCCCCUGUUCAAACCAGGAAAUAUGUUUGUUAAUGCAUUCAUGAAUGUUAUCAGCAGCAUUUUAUCUAAUGUUAUACUGAUCCUUGCCAAAAUAUUCUUUCUUUGAUGCCGCCUCCUUCGCAGGGACGCCAGGGGUUUAAUUGUUUAAUUGUUUAAUUGUCAGUGAUUCAGCAACUAAUCAAGGACACAUGAGCAGGGCAGAGGUACUUUGAUACAGGAGCUGGAAACCAGGUUGUGUUUGUGCUGGAUCCCAUCACUUCUUGCUUUCCAUUAAAGAUGCGGUUUUGGUCUAAAAGGGAAAGUCCAGCUUAAAAUAUACUACUAAUGGUUAUUUAUGUCAUAUUUGUAAAUCUCAUUUUUUUUUUUAUUUGUGGAUUUGAAAAAUGAUCUCCUUGAGAAGCAGAGAGACAGAAUAUAAUGAUAAAAGUUUACGCUAAAAAAAGAUAACAAUAAAAAUGUAAUAAGAAUAAUUGUAUUGACUCUACUGUCCAAAAUCAAUGGCAUAAUAUACAUUUAUUUAUACAGUGGAUUUCCCUUUAAGUUAAAGUAAAUGUGAUCUUUGGGAUUGUGUCUAAUAAAAUGUAUUUUGC